UUUUGAAAACAAAGCAAUAUUUCGAUGUUUAGUCUAUUUCAUCACCGUUAAAAUUAUGCGAAAGUUUUAGUAAAUGUUAUUCGUUUUAUGAAAGGUUGAAAGUGAAGAUGAAUUUUUUUAUCAUUGUGGUGUUGUGUUUCGUAGCUGUGAAAGCUGAAAAUCCAUUCCCUUGUGAAGACGCCACAUGGCAAUGUAUAACAUGGAAGAAAUACUGCAACGACCCAAUGAACAAAGUGUAUAUGGAGAUGAACUGCAAACGAACUUGUGAGUUAUGCCCAAAAUGCGAAGACAAAUCCAGAUUUUGUAGUUCCCGUCGAUCAUUUUGUAACGAUGCGUCAAAUAUUGAUUAUAUGAUGAAGAACUGCCCUCAUACAUGUGGCUUCUGUACUGUACCAACUACAACUCCACCACCACCACCAACUCCAUCAUGGAAAGUUAUUCCAGCAGGUCAAUGUGGUGUCCCAAAAAUCCAGACUAGUCGAGUCAUCAAUGGUGUUGACGCAAAGAGAGGCUCCUGGCCAUGGCAGAUUUUAAUACGUUUCAUGGGUCAGCCUCAUUGUGGUGGAUCCAUUAUAAGUCCUUUCUGGAUCGUCACUGCAGCACAUUGUGUGUCAGGAAAAGAAGAUUUAAAAAAAGAAUUCAAAGUUAUUGUGGGAGAUCAUGAUUUCAAUCAAAAUGAAGGAUCAGAGGUCGAACUUGGUGUGUCUGAAAUCUUUGCUCACGAAAGAUAUCAUCGUUCUACAUUGGAUUAUGAUAUUGCAUUGAUCAAAUUGAAUCGACCAGUUCCUUUCGAUAACCAAUACAUCUCCUCUGUUUGUCUACCAACAAAAGAUGAAGUCCUCUCGGUGGGAGCAACUUGUUACAUCACAGGUUGGGGGAAGAUUAUGCCGUUUGAUGUAAUGCACAACGUUUUGCAACAGGCGAAAUUACCGGUUGUCGAGAACACAAAAUGCAGAGCUCUCAACACCAACUCUACAAACAUACCGGUCACACCCAGGAUGUUAUGCGCUGGUCAUGGUCCAUUGAAUCCUACUGGAGGUUGCCAUGGUGACAGUGGUGGUCCAUUUGUAUGUCAAACAGGUGCAGGCGGCAGUUGGGUGUUGCAUGGUGCUGUUAGUUGGGGAUCCGGAUCAUGCAGCAGUGCGGAAGCGUACACUGUUUUUGCAAGAAUCUCGUACUUAAGAGAUUGGAUCGACAACAAGAUGGCUACAAAUUAAUUAAAAAUAUUUGUUACAAUAAAACUUGAAAAAACAA
Hydractinia symbiolongicarpus is the source of this 1254-nucleotide messenger RNA. RefSeq names its product chymotrypsinogen B-like. Gene Ontology annotation, molecular function: serine-type endopeptidase activity. The transcript has 8 exons. Lineage: Eukaryota; Metazoa; Cnidaria; Hydrozoa; Anthoathecata; Hydractiniidae. The coding region runs from base 108 to 1217 and encodes 369 amino acids. The record is from RefSeq and is a predicted model, not a curated record. Gene Ontology annotation, biological process: proteolysis.